AUUACUACCUUUAUAUAUACCUUUCCACAUAUUAUUUCACAAAACCCCAAGAAGAAAGUUUUUUGAGCUUUUCUUUAAUUAUUGGGCUAAAACCAUGAAGAGUUUAUCUUAUUUUGGAAACAAGCUACAACAUCUUUGUAACUCCGUAUAUUCAAACCUUGUUUGCUUUGUUAGAUCAACAUGCUUCCUCAUUUCUUGCUUUUACAAAUUCAUUCUUCUUAGAGUUCACAAAUUUUUCGUACAACUUUUUUACUUCAUCUUCAUCUCCCUUAUUGGUUUUUGGAUUCUCAGAAUCUUGAAAUCAAGGAGUACUAGUGGUGAUUUUGCACCUAGGAAUUUAGACUUGUACUUCACUUCUGUUUCUGCUGUGACAGUCUCGAGCAUGUCCACUGUAGAAAUGGAAGUCUUUUCCAAUUCACAACUUAUUCUUAUAACAUUUUUGAUGCUAAUAGGUGGUGAGGUCUUCACUUCUAUGGUUGGUCUUCAUUUAAUUAGGCCUAAGUUUAAGCCAUGGAGAAAAGAUAGCAAAAUUGAGUCAGUAAUUAGUAGUGCUACCACUUCUCCAAGAAACACAAAUUUUAAUGACGAUAUUGAGUUGAACAUUGUGGUAAUACCUGAUUCCCCAAAAUCCAACUUAGAAAAAGAUGAAUUUGAUCAAGAUGAUUUUGGUUCAUCGUCAGAUACUCAAACUCUCAAGUACAUUUCUAUUAAAUUCCUAGGGGUUGUAGUUUUAGUAUAUUUUUUAGUCAUGCACAUUCUUGGUAUCUCAUCAGUUCUAGUGUACCUAGCCUGUGUCUCAAGUACAAAAGAUGUACUAAGAAACAAGGGGCUAAAAACCUCCACCUUCGCUAUUUUCACAGUUGUUUCUACCUUUGCAAGCUGUGGUUUCGUUCCGACAAACGAAAAUAUGGCUGCAUUUAGCAAGAAUUCAGGACUUCUUUUGAUUCUAAUUCCCUCAAUACUGUUUGGAAACACAUUGUAUCCAGCAUGUUUGAGAGUUUCUGUUUGGUUCGUCGGAAAAUUCUUCAAAAAAAGGGAAGCUAAGUUUUUGUUGAAGAAUUCAAGAGAGAUAGGACAUCUCCACUUGUUUCCUGGCCUAAGUUCAAGAUUUUUAGUGGUUACGGUGUUUGGGUUCAUAUCAUUGCAGUUAUUUUUGUUUUGCACUUAUGAAUGGAAUUCCGAUACCCUGAAUGGGCUAAAUAGUUACCAGAAAAUUGUGGGUUCAUUUUACCAAGUUGUGAACACAAGACACGCUGGUGAGUCCGUCGUAGAUAUCUCUGCCAUUGAUCCAGCCGUUUUGGUAGUGCUCAUGGCAAUGAUGUAUCUUCCCCCAUAUACUACAUUUUUACCCGUAAAAGGAGUUGAAGAGUAUCGAGAAGAUCUUCCAGGGAAAAAGAAAGAAAGAGGAAAGCUUGCAGAAAAUGUCAUAUUUUCUCAGCUUUCUUAUAUUGUCAUAUUUAUUAUUCUUAUCUGCAUCACGGAAAGGAAAAGUUUGAAAGCUGAUCCACUCAACUUCAAUGUAUUUAAUAUUGCAUUUGAAGUCAUAAGUGCAUAUGGAAAUGUUGGUUUCUCAAAAGGAUAUAGUUGUGAUCGGUUGAUAAAUCCAAACCCAACUUGUAAGAAUAAAUCGUAUGGAUUUGCAGGGAGAUGGAGUGAUGAAGGUAAAAUGGUUCUCAUUGUUGUUAUGAUUUUUGGAAGACUAAAGAGAUUCAAUAUGGAAUGGGGAAAAGCUUGGAAGCUCAAGUAAAUAGAUUAGAGAAAUAAAAUCAAUAUCUUUUCCAAGGAGAAUUAUUUAUUUGGUUGGUUUGGAGGCUUGUUCGAAAGGAGAAGGUGUGGUUGAUUGUUGAGUUGGUUGCGCAAAGAGGUAAGUGUCGUAUCUAACUUUGAGUUGUGGAAAGUAGGACUUGAUUGGAUUAUUUACUAUUUGAUUUAUGUGUGGGGACUGCGUAUAUGUAAGGUGACGAUAGUAUAUAUGUAGUAACGCGUUAAGCAAGAGGGUUGGAAUAUUUAUUUAUUGUUUUCAAAUAUUACUUGUUAAAUGCUUUAAUUGUUAUACUCAUCCCCACCCGAAUAUCAGAGAGAUUACUCUUAGAGUGUGAAGUGAUGGAUACUCAUCCCAGCCCAAAAACUGGAGGGAUUACUUAGGGUGUGAAGGGAUGGGACUUAUCCCCGCCCGAAUAUCGGAGAGAUUGAUCUCAAGGAAGGGAUGGGUACUCAUUCCCACUCGAAUAUUAGAGAGAUUACACUCAUGGUGUGAAUGGAUGGAUACUCAUCCCCGCCCGAAAACCGGAUAGAUUACUUAGGGUGUGAAGGGAUGGGUACUCAUCCCAUCCCGAAUAUAGGAGAGAUUACUCUCAGGGUGUGAAGGGAUGGAUACUCAUCCCCGUAUGAACAUCAGAGAGAUUACUCUCAGGGUGUGAAGGGAUAGAUACUCACCCCCGCCCGAAAAUCAAAGGCCACUUCAUCCAUUAGGACCUUUGUACCCAUUCAGUUAUUCUUGAUUAAGACAUUAAUGACUUUUUUUUCUUUGCAGUCCAAAGAGAUGGUAAAUUCAGAGACUAUACCUCACCUUCCUCCAAACUUAGAUAUCUCAUAAUCGAGCAUGAAGAUGGCAUAGAAAAAACCAAUUUUUGAUUCACACCCCACAAGUUGGCCGGUAUGCAUCCUCAUGGCAUUCCUUGAGAAACCCGCUCCAUAUAGAAAAUUGGACUUUGGAGCAAAAGUCUACUUCUAAUCCAUUGUCCAAGACGUGGUCCCUCCAAGCGCCAAUCCUUCGUUACGUAAACAUUGCUAGAACUCUUUCGAAUUUAGGGCGUUGCAUAAUUCAAGGAGAAAUGCAUUGAGGAGGUAAUGAUCGAGGGCGAGUAUUGUCACAUUCUAGGAUAUUGGGAAUGGGCCGAGGAUGUACUUGGUAGAAGCCAACAAAACCUGAGUACAACAAAGUUUUGUGAUGCUGUGUAUGCCUCGCUUUUUACCUAUGAUCGAAGCUUGAACAUUUUGUAAGCAUUUUGUGAUGCUUGGUGCCCCAAGAUGAACACACUUCUUACAUAAGCUGGGGAGCUAUAUAUCUCUCUUUGGGACUUACAUAUUCUAGGGGGUUUUCCCAUUGCAGGUUUUCCAUACGAAGAAAUGAUACGUAAUACAAGGGAACUCACAUGUUUAGAUGAAAAACAAAUGAUAUUCAUUCCUCGAUCUUGCGAGUAUUUAUUUGUUGAUUUUCAUCAUCUUAAGGAAGGUACGGGUGUCAACCAAAAGGUCUCUUUGAGAAAGUGGACAAUGUUUUGGUAUAAGAAAUAUUUAAUAUAUAAACAUUCCCCACUGCGGAAGGAUAAUAAAUUCGCGCACCUAAAGUCAACACAUAAUCCUAACGGAGUUAUCCCCGAGAUAACUAGGUGGUCAAGUGAUGAAGAAGUUAUAUUUUCCAAGCUUAAGGUGAGGUCUGACAAGAAAGAUUAAACAUAUCUAACAACCUUCUUAUCAUGUUGUCUAUGUGCUUUUGUAUUUCCCUAUAAGGUAGAGAACUUCAUUCGUCCCGAUACUUUUAAGAUGGCAAGCGGGCGAAAGAUUAGCCUUGCAGUCUCAGUUUUGGCGAGUAUCUAUCAUGGCUUGAAUAAGAUGUCAUGUUUUUCCCAACUUGAUCAGGUCAUAGUUUGUUUUCCUAUCCAUUAUGUUUACGGUUGGCUUGCCCAUUACCUCAAAACCCAUUGCGCACUAGCUAAGGGCCCAUCUGUCCUUUUGAUGGUGGCAUACUCAGGAGAGGGCGCCGCGACUUAUUUUGAUAAGAAAGAUGCAAGAAAUGCAUCCACGAUGAAGAGAAUAUAGUUUAGACACCAACAUUGUUAACUAAUUCUCGUCCUUAUUAUUAUAUGGAUAACGAGGCCCCUCAUGAGUUUGAGUCAAAUUACUUCAUGAGCUUACGUUUUAAUUACCUCCAUUUGAGGUAUGAUAACUCAUUCAUUAUUGAGCCAUAUAGUCCGUAUCGGUUUGGUCGGUCAAUUGGGUUUUACUAGAACGUCCCCAGGUUUUUGGAGAAUGAUAUCUGUGGCGCUUCUCUAUAUGAAGGACUCAAAUUUUGGAGGAUUUGCACACUGUAUCAAUCUAUGUCACAUGUGGCUUUUCCCCCAACGGGAGAUCUUGUAGAGAAGCUUUUCUACACCAAUUAUAUUUCUUGGUGGGAGAAAGCGCAUGGGAAGUUUCUUGAAGAUAAUUUACAAGCUUUGGUAGACAACGUUGGGCCAAACUCUACUACCCCUUUAGGAGAUGAAGAUCAAGGUGUUGGAAAUAGGCUCUCAAAAAGUCAAUGAACCACAUACUCCAAUCCCAAAAGUAGUUACACAACAUAAGAAAAGGAAUCUUAAAUCCAUAAAGGCGUCUUUGAAAGAGGUAGUGUGCACUUCAACAAUAUUGAGAAACACCCUCAAGAUCUUCCAUUUGGCAUGCGAGUUCCACAAGAUACAAACCAAAGUACCAACGAAGAUCAACACUGGAAAAUAAAAAGGCCUAACCCAAAAGAGAUUGUAGAGGUUCCAAGUUUUGGUAGUCCCUCAAGAACGCAUACAACUUGUAACAAAGAGGUAGAAUAAAAUAAUCUCGCCUUUGUCCCUUUUUUUGAACAAAUAUUACUUUCUUUCUUUGCCUUUUCCUUGUGCAGCUAAAGGCCAUUGGGCACCCGAUGGCAUCCCCACAUGAUAAGGCGCAAGUUAGUGAUGAAUCCAUUACAAAGCCUACGUCUAAAGUAAAGUCGUCUUCAAAGGCAUCAUCUCUCUCUCAUGAAAAAGCCCUAAAAAGAGAAACUACAAAUGAGAUAACUUGUGUUCUACGAACGAUAAAUGCAACAGUAUCUAUUUCUGAAGGAAAGAGCAUUCUAUUUAUCGAAAAAAGGAAUUCAUCUUGGGAAUUUAGGAGGAUAUUUGCGAUAGACUCUCCAAAACUCGUGCAUAAUUGCUCUCAUCUUAUAUGGAGCAAAUCACUGAGAUCUUAUGAAGAAGGUGAAUGUUUUGGUUCUUUCCCCAUUAGAAACUUUUCUGAAUUCUCUUUUCGAGCUUGCCGUUACGUAUGACCAAGAUCGAUCCAAUUUGGCUAAUUAAACGAGUGAAGAUAAGAAGCUAGAGCUGAUUUCCAAAGCUAAGGGGCGUAUAGAAUCAUUCAAACUUGAAGCAAGCGAGAAAGUCAAGAAAGUUUUCUCUAUAGAAAUGAAACUGAAGAGAGUUGUAAAGCGGUUGCACACAUUACAACAAGAGGGGGAGAAUCUCGAAGGUGUUAUAGAAGCGACUCAAAACGAGGUUGAAGAUAUUCAAGCAAAAGUUUCAGCUGCCGAGACUAAGGUCUCUUCACAUGACAAUGUAAAUUUGCUAAUUAUUGAUGAUUCGGCCAAUCUCGAGGAGAAGAAGAAGAACCUGGAGACUAACUAUCAAGAAUUGGUCAACUACAAGUUCUAUUUAGAUUAUACUAUUAGCAUUAUCUCCCUUUUUAUCUUUAUGUUAGAUUGAACUAGUGGAUAUUAAAUUCAUCAUAGGUAAUAUUGCUUCUUUUUUGCUUUACAUUGUUCGCCUUUUAUCUUAGUCACAUUUAAAAUCAUCAAAUUUACGCGCUUGCAAAAAAUGAUUCAUAUCUUGCUGUGGAAAAAUCCAAAUAAUGAACUUUUUGAUUUCUCGAAAAUUAGACUUUAAUAUCUAAAACAUAUCCAAAACUUGGAAUCAAAUACCAUCAAAUUCGCCUAGAUAAUAUUUUGAAACCAAGUUUAGAUUCUACUUGUAACCACCCGACCAGUCGUUUUGCUUUCUAGAUCCCCGUUUGCCUAAUUAAGACUCCCCAUA
This is a messenger RNA of Nicotiana tabacum (common tobacco), 5816 nucleotides long. Its product is annotated as cation transporter HKT1;3. Gene Ontology annotation, molecular function: monoatomic cation transmembrane transporter activity. Gene Ontology annotation, cellular component: plasma membrane. Gene Ontology annotation, biological process: transmembrane transport; monoatomic cation transport. The record is from RefSeq and is a predicted model, not a curated record. Lineage: Eukaryota; Viridiplantae; Streptophyta; Magnoliopsida; Solanales; Solanaceae.